AGAGAUAACAAACAUGGAGCGAACAAGUAGCAUUAGGAGAAAAGCCAUGGGUAGACAACACAAGGCUGAAGUCAUGAUUGCUGGAGAACAACUCAGGUUGAGACUUCACGAUGGAAAACAGAUUAAGGAGCGACGCUACCACCUGCGCACGUAUCCCAACUGUUUCGUCGCACAGGAGCUAAUAGACUGGCUGGUGAGCCAUAAGGAAGCUCCAGACAGAGCAACAGCUGUCUGUCUCAUGCAGCACCUCAUGGACCAUGACAUUGUUCAUCACGCCUGUGAUAAGAGGUCAGUGUUCAAGGAUGCCAAACUGCUGUACCGCUUCCGGAAGGAUGAUGGCACAAUUCCCUUUAAUUUAGAAGUGAAGAUCUUCAUGAGAGGACAACGGCUGUAUGAACACCUCAUAGGGGAGAAGAACUCCUUUCUGCAGCUGAGAGAGGAGCAUGGUGUUGCAUAUCAGCGUGCCUUUCCUGGCUGUCAGUUGAUUGACUGGCUCCUUCAGAACGGAGAAGCAGAGAGCCGGCGCCGGGGCGUGGAGUUGUGCCGUGCAUUGCAGGAGCAUGGCAUCAUUCAGCAUGUGGCAAAUAAACACGACUUCUUCGACAGUGGAGUGCUCUAUCAGUUCUGCAUCAAUUUUCGCCGCAGACGCCGACUAUCUGAACUUUUAAAUGAAGGCGAAGAAGACAACGACACUGAAGGUGUGGUGGUGUCGACACAAGAAGACAACCACUCAGACAGUCCAUUUGUUGUGCGCAAAAACCCACCCCACGAGGGCAACAGUGCUUUCAACUCUGUGGGGUCGAGUACAGACCUGAAACUAGCUACAAGUGGGCGCAGGGGCAGCUUGAAUUCCCUUCAGCUUCACUCUGCUGGAUUUCCACCUCUUGCCCAGUUAUCCUCCGCCUCAGUGGUGAGAUGCAACCCUAAAUCAGGCGAGUGCAUAGUUCAUGUUCAUCUGACUACAGUCUUAGUUUUUAGUAUAUUCAAAAUUGCUUGUGAAAGUGUGCAAACUAAAUCUUUUCAUGAUUUUACAGUCCUUGCAAGACACGUUACAUGUGAAGAAUUAUUGGCACCUGGUGCACCCUUCAUCAAGAAAGUGUUGACGGUGAUAGGAGACCCCCUGGGCUGGGGUUUUGUCGUCAGAGGCCGGGCUCCCUGUUAUGUGCAGGCCGUUGACCCUGGAAGUCCAGCAGCAGCUGCUGGAGUUAAGGUGCAGCAGUUUGUGUGCCAGGUGAACGGACAGUGUGUUCUCGACCUGGACUACAGGACCAUGACCAGGCUGGUGAUGACUGGACCUCGCACUGUUGUACUGGAAGUGAUGGAACCACUGGAAUGACAAGACAUCUUCUGGAUUUUAAAUAUAAUGUUGUUGAACAUAUUUCAUAGGGGGCAGAGGUCAUGUGCUCAUUGACAGAAAACAAACAAAUCAGAGAAAUGUUUAUCUUGGCUGGAGCAAGAGUAAACAAUGCAAAUGGUUGUGUUUUUACGGACCUGAAUGCCCGAACAAUACUGUAUGUUUUUAUAACUGAAAAUAAAGCACUGUAGUAACAGAA
Messenger RNA from Hippoglossus stenolepis (Pacific halibut), 1553 nucleotides. Its product is annotated as DEP domain-containing mTOR-interacting protein. Gene Ontology annotation, molecular function: protein binding. The transcript has 8 exons. Gene Ontology annotation, biological process: intracellular signal transduction. The record is from RefSeq and is a predicted model, not a curated record. Lineage: Eukaryota; Metazoa; Chordata; Actinopteri; Pleuronectiformes; Pleuronectidae. Bases 14 to 1336 code for a protein of 440 amino acids.